Messenger RNA from Doryrhamphus excisus (bluestripe pipefish), 1839 nucleotides. RefSeq names its product vestigial-like family member 2b (gene vgll2b). Gene Ontology annotation, cellular component: nucleus. The record is from RefSeq and is a predicted model, not a curated record. Gene Ontology annotation, biological process: regulation of DNA-templated transcription. NCBI's taxonomy places the organism in Eukaryota, Metazoa, Chordata, Actinopteri, Syngnathiformes, Syngnathidae.
UCCUCUGCUCCACUACUGUCUAUUGAGUUAGUUGUAGUUAGGAGUAGCAUUACACCAUCUGUACACACACACACACACAUUAAAAGAACACACAUAAAGUGUAAUGUUGGUGCUUCAUCGCUGGGGAAAGUCUGAUUCAGCAGAAGAGUGAAGAAGCGCUCAUUUACCAUGAGCUGUUUGGAUGUUAUGUACCCAGCCUAUGGACAUUACUCGUCUUACUCUGCCAGCGCUCCUGCUUUCAUCAACAGUCUACAGGCUCCCACCAGUGUAACCAGCACCUCACCUCUGUGUCGGGACUUUAUGGACACUCCUAGGGGUCCAGAAGGGAUGUCCGGGGGCCAGGGCACCGUUGGCGGAUCCACAACCUCAUCCUCUUCGUCGGCUUCCUCCUCCUCUUCCUCCUCGUCUUCAUCCUCCUACACAUCGGCAGCUCCACGGCCAGACGAGGGUGGUCCCAAGGACAAGCAGGAGGGCCCCGAGGCCGAGUACCUGACAUCCCGCUGCGUCCUCUUCACCUACUACCAGGGGGACAUCAGCACUGUGGUAGACGAGCACUUCUCUAGGGCACUCAGCUCCUACAUGGAUGGGGAAAGCAAGCGGCGGGCUUCGGAGCAGCAAACUGCAGGUACCACAGAAGCCCCCUCACCAAGUAGCCGACGAAGCUUCCCUCCAUCCUUCUGGGACAGUAACUACGCCUCGCCUCAAAGCCGUUCCCACUGCGAAACAGGAGCAGCUUCGUAUACCAUGGAUCCUUACGCGUCAGGACUUCACCCAGGACUGCCGCACCCGCACGCCCACCCUCACUCACACGCUCACCCUCACGCCCAUCCUCCUCACCCAGCAGAGAGUUGGGGAUACCCCCAGGCCCAGGCUUACGGGCCCCCGAGGCCUCUCCAUGAACUUUACUCCCCUUCAGCUUUGGAGCCACACUACGGGCCCCUGCUCAUGCCCACCGUGCGGGCGCCUCACCUGCCGACCUUGCCCAGCCACUAUGAAGUAAGCAAGCUGGAGCCCACGGCUUCCUGGCCAGGUCUGCUCCCACCAGGGGACGUCGGACAGACGCUGGCCCUCAACAUGGAUGCAGGCCUCCAGCAGCACAAGAAAGGCAAAGAGCUGUACUGGUUCUAACAAGGCCCUCAGUCACAUUGACCAGCCAUUUACCACAGCCAAUUAGUCCUUGGACCCGCUCCGCUAUUGAAGACGCGUGUCCCCUUUAUCCCAAUCCCCCUCCCCAGCACCAGCAGCAGCAGCAUACAUCUGCAUCCAUACACCCCCCCUCCUCUUGGCUUCACACUUGACAGGAUACAGCUCCAGGUGGAUGUGAGUGCACCAUGGAGAUAACACAUAAUCUGGACCGGCUAGCCAUGCCCCUCUCCCCGGGCAGACCCAUGUUGGACCUGGAAAGACUUUUGCUGAUGAAGGGAUGGACCUAGGGGGAGUCACUCCAAUGUGCCUGGUUAUCUGCAUUUCAUGUCUUUUGUUUGCUAUACUGUGGCUGUCAUCAUCCACCAAUACGUAUGGACUUUGUGACUAUAUUAAUUUGCUCUCUGGAAUAAAGUGUUUCUAUUUAUUGGUGUUCCUUCUUUUGAAUGGUUUGGUUUAUAGGCCAGUGCUUCUGCAAUGAUUGUGGAUGCUUUUAUUGUAUUUUUCCAAAAAGAAAAAAGAAAAAAGAAAGACGAGCCUAAUUGGAAAAAUAAUAAUUUUUAAUUGUAUUUUUUUGCUCAUUCUUGUCAGUUGUGUUCUUUGCAUUUUUGGCUUAUAGUUAUCCAUCUUUAAAGCUAUUUUGUAUCACGACUUACUUUUUGUGUGUGCCAUUUUUGUUUCUUGAUUUAUUUUGUU